CGGUUGAAGUGUAAACACUGAAAAAAGGUUUCUGAAAGUCGUGGAAGUGGUAAUUAAAAGUGAAGUGCUGAAAAGAGUCAGUGGCACUGACUGAAAUGAAAGUACUCGAAGUGAAGCUGCUGAAAGGAAUUGAAAGUAGUAGUUGAAGUACAAACAUAAUGUGAAAGCAGUGAAUGCAGUUGAAAAGUAGAAGUCAGUAUAAGUGUAGAAACAGAGCAGAUAAAGUGUCAUUAAGUAAAAUUACUUUGAUUAUAAUCUGAAAUAAGAUCAUUUUAAAGCAACUACAGUUGUAACUUCACAUGUAGUAGUCAAAUAAAUCCCAAAGCUGAAGGACUUGAAUACUGUAGAGCAGUAAAUAUUAUUCAGUGUAACAGGUUUAACAUGUUCACACAGCACUCCGUCUCUCAGUUGUCUGUCCUAAAGCGUUCCAAGUAUUUAGCAACGUGGGAACAGCCCUCCUCCAGCUGAAUGUCAGGAUACAGAACAACCUGACAAAUAGGCUGCCGUGUAUGCACAAGAGCGAGGUUUGCAAACUGAAUGCCACUUGAUGUCUGAAGCACUUUCCAGUUCUGUGACUCUAUACAGUUGUAUCGCGGGUGUACUCAGCCUCUCCUUUGAAAACAAAAGUUAAGGAGUGUUUAAUGGUGGUAGUGGGGUGGGCCUUCAUGGGCUCUGCGGUGCAGCCGGGUGGAAUGCACUGAAAAACUAACAUUCGCCACAUGUUUCCUCCACAGCUCAACACCAUGGCAGCCGCUCUCACCGUGCUCUUCUUCUUCCUUCACAUCUUCACUUUCUCAGCAAUGGAAUCAGCCUCUGAGCAAGUCCUCACCCAGAAACACCCACACAUCACCAGUUGCGUCUCCACCAACAUGGAGACGUUCCGCUGCAGAUGGAAUGUCGGCACUUCCCAGAGCCUCUCCGAGCCGGGAGAUCUCCGCUUAUUCUACAUUAACAAAAAACCCCCCCCUAAUUCCUCCAAAGAGUGGAGUGAGUGUCCUUACUACAGCACCGACAGGCCAAACGAGUGCUUUUUCGAUGAGAACCACACAUCCGUAUGGACAUAUUACAGUGUCCAGCUCCGCUCGAGGGAUCAAGCCAUCCUCUAUGAUGAGAACCUUUUCGACGUAUAUGAGAUCGUGCAACCGGAUCCUCCAGUCGGCUUGAACUGGACCCUGCUGAAUGUGAGCUCCACCGGCACUUACUAUGAUAUCAUGCUGAGCUGGAAACCGCCCCAGUCUGCAGACGUGGCGAUGGGAUGGAUGACGCUGCAUUACGACGUCCAGUACCGCAAUGUCAACUCUGACCUGUGGGAACAGGUCGACCUUGUGAAAAGCACACAUCGGUCUAUUUAUGGGCUUCAGACUGACGUCAAUCACGAGGUUCACGUCCGGUGCAAAAUGUUGGGUGGAAAAGAGUUUGGAGCGUUCAGUGACUCUGUAAUUGUGCACGUUCCAUUUAAAGUGUCGGAAUUCCCAGUGUCGGAAUUCCCAGUGGUGGCCUUGCUCGUCUUUGGUGCCUUGUGCUUAGUGACCAUCCUGAUGUUAGUUAUCAUAUCGCAGCAGGAGAAGUUUAUGGUUAUUCUUUUGCCUCCUGUUCCUGGACCUAAAAUACGAGGAAUUGACCCUGAACUACUCAAGAAAGGGAAGCUGAAGGAGUUGACGUCCAUUCUGAGUGGCCCCCCUGAACUGAGGCCGGAGCUGUACAACAACGACCCCUGGGUGGAGUUCAUCGAUAUCGACAUUGAAGAGCAUAACGACAGACUGACAGACCUGGACACGGACUGUCUCAUGGAGCGCUCCCUGUCCUCCAACUGCUCUCCUUUCUCCAUCGGCUUCAGAGACGACGACUCGGGCCGGGCCAGCUGCUGCGACCCAGAUCUACCCAGUGACCCGGAACCGUCACCUUUCAUUGGUCUCAUCCCAAAUCAAACCCACAGUAAGGAACCGUUGUGCCCAACCACCUGUGAGCCAAGCGCCGAGGCCCAGAGCCCCGCCACUGGGGAGCCUCGUGUUGUAGCACCGGGCAGAGAGGCGCUGUACACCCAGGUGAGUGAGGUGAGGUCAUCUGGCAAGGUGUUGUUGUCACCUGAAGAACAGGCUGAGAUGGUAAAAAGCAUUGGGAAAGACAUCAUGGUGGGGAAAGAGAAGAAAGAGUUUCAGCUCAUGGUGGUGAAUCCAGAUCAUGGAGGUUACACCUCAGAGCUCAACGCAGGUAAAAUGAGCCCCAUGUUGUCCACAGGAGAUAUGAGUGAAACCUGCCAGACUGGAGAAGUCUUGAGUUCUUCACCAUCUUUGUCGCGUUACCAGAAAUCAGAUACCACCCCCAUGUCCCCUCUUCCCCCUGCUCCUGUCUACACCAUUGUAGAGGGUGUUGGCCGGCAGAACAGCCUCUUACUGAGACCAAACUCAAUACCUGCCCCCCAACUGAUCAUCCCAAAAAUCAUGCCAACACCGGACGGCUACCUGACCCCUGAACUUUUGGGAAGCGUCACACCAUAGAGCAGCGGUGAACUGUGCAAUGUCAAGAUUAUUCCAACAAAGGCACAGGCAAGCUUGGGAACAGCCUUUGAGAUUGCUUAUUGAGGGUCCCAAGGUUGAGUGUUGAAUGUCAGUUUUCCUAAAAUAGGUGGGAGGCCUCUGCCGGUCCUGCCACCACCUCUGACCUGCCGCUGCUCCCACUGACAGGGCUCUCUAAAGGGUUAGUUAGAAGUUUGGUAUGAGGGAGGAAGAGCACAUGUGUUUUACUGUACUUAUGGAAAGGGCAAAGAGAAAUUUGGAUUCGUGUUGAUGAAUGCAUGUUCAAUAUUCAGUCUACUUUAACUCUUCUGGUUUCAUUUCAAUCAAGCCCGUAGAAAAAUAACUGGCUCUGGCAGCUAAAUGCUCCGCUGUUUUCACCCGCUAGUUGCUCAUUUUGUAUUUCUGCAUUUUGGUGCUCUGAGCCCAAAGAGACUAAACAGCUUUAUAGACUUGCAGAGUUGCUGUGGUUUUGUCUCUACGAGUCAUUUCAUUCAUACUGUAUAUAUUUAUAGUAAUUGUACAGUGACAUGGUUAAUUCCUAUCAUUUUAAACAUAUCAAAGGCUUUCUUUUUAAUAACAUCAGUUCAUGACUAAUUGAUAUACUCUGGGAAUCCAACAUUUUUUAUGGUUUUCAUAAUGUUUUCAUUUCUUUUAAACCAAUAUUAGUGUUCUUUCACCGAUUAAAAACCCAGCUUUUUUAAAUACCACUUAUUGGGGUUCAUAUAUUAUGUUGUUGCCAACACAUGAACUCCUGAAGAAGUAAAAGAGCCUGACCUGUACUCGUUUCAAAGGAUAAACAUAAAAAAAGGAAAAACAAUGAGAUGCAUCAUACUUUGAUGCAAUUACAAACCAUGAUUUUUAUUUAUUUUAUAAACUGUGAAAUGUGUUCAGGGCUGACAACCAAAAUAUUUUUGGAUUGCCAAUUUCUGGUUGACAGCAUUUAUUACAAAUGAAAAGUUGGGGAUACAUGGUCAUCAGUGUUGAAUUUGUACAGAUAUUGCAUUUUAACUGUUCAAGUAUUACAAAUAAACGUUCAUACUUUU
Messenger RNA from Anarrhichthys ocellatus (wolf-eel), 3559 nucleotides. RefSeq names its product growth hormone receptor b (gene ghrb). The record is from RefSeq and is a predicted model, not a curated record. Gene Ontology annotation, molecular function: protein binding; cytokine receptor activity. The transcript has 8 exons. Gene Ontology annotation, biological process: cytokine-mediated signaling pathway. Gene Ontology annotation, cellular component: external side of plasma membrane. NCBI's taxonomy places the organism in Eukaryota, Metazoa, Chordata, Actinopteri, Perciformes, Anarhichadidae. Bases 720 to 2498 code for a protein of 592 amino acids.